GCGUGGGAGCGUCUGGAGAAGGCGGAGCAUGAGCGGGAGCUGGCUCUGAGGAUGGAGCUGAUUCGUCAGGAGAAGCUGGAGCAGCUCGCCAGGCGCUUCGACAGGAAGGCGGCCAUGAGAGAGACGUGGCUGAGCGAGAACCAGAGGCUGGUGUCGCAGGAUAACUUUGGCUUCGACCUGCAGGCGGUGGACGCGGCCACCAAGAAGCACGAGGCCAUCGAGACGGACAUCACGGCGUACGAGGAGCGCGUCCAGGCCGUCCUAUCGGUGGCCCGGGAGCUGGAGGCGGAGUCUUACCACGACAUCAAGCGCGUGGCGGCCAGGAAGGAGAACGUGGUGCGGCUGUGGGAGUAUCUGCUGGAGCUGCUGAAGGCCCGCCGGCUGCGGCUGGAGACCAACCUGGGGCUGCAGAGGGUCUUCCAGGAGAUGCUGCACAUCAUGGACUGGAUGGACGAGAUGAAGAUGCUGCUGCUGUCUCAGGACUACGGGAAGCACCUGCUGGGCGUGGAGGACCUGCUGCAGAAACACGCCCUGGUGGAGGCCGACAUCUCCAUCCAAGCUGACCGCGUGAAGGCCGUCAGCUCCAACGCCACCCGGUUCUCCGUCAGCGACGCCGGCUACAAGCCGUGCGACCCUCAGGUGAUCGAGGACCGGGUCUCUCACCUGGAGUUCUGCUACCAGGAGCUGACCCAGCUGGCUGCGGAGCGCCGGGCCCGGCUGGAGGAGUCCCGCCGCCUCUGGAAGUUCUUCUGGGACAUGGCGGAAGAGGAGGGCUGGAUCCGGGAGAAGGAGCAGAUCUUGUCCUCGUUGGAGAACGCCAAAGACCUGACGGGUUCUCUAAGACUGCUGAGUCAGCAGCGAGCGCUGGAGCACGAGAUGAGCGGCCGCAACGGACUCCUGAAGAACACCAUCGCCGAGGGCCAGGACAUGGUGCAGGCCGGACACUUUGCCGCCACAAAGAUCCAGGAGCGUGUGUGCGACCUGCAGGACCAGUGGGCGGCUCUGGAGCGCCUGGCAGCGGCGAGGAAGAGGAAGCUGGAGGAGGCUCUGGCGCUUCAUCAGUUCCAGACGGACGCAGACGACGUGGACGCCUGGACGCUGGACGCCCUGCGCAUCGUGUCCAGCGGAGAGACCGGCCACGACGAGUUCUCCACGCAGGCGCUGGUCCGGAAGCACAAGGACGCGGCGGCGGAGGUCUCCAGCUACCGGUCCGUCAUCGACUCGCUGCAGGAGCAGGCCGCCGCGCUGCCGGAGGAGGAGGCGCAGUCUGAGGAGGUCCGCGGGCGCCUGUCCGGCAUCGAGGAGCGAUACAAGGAGGUGUCGGAGCUGACGAAGCUGAGGAAGCAGGCGCUGCAGGACGCGCUGGCGCUCUACAAGAUGUUCAACGAGGCUCACGCCUGCCAGGUCUGGAUCGACGAGAAGGAGCAGUGGCUGAACAGCAUGGAGAUCCCCGAGAAGCUGGAGGACCUGGAGGUGAUCCAGCACCGCUUCGAGAGCCUGGAGCCGGAGAUGAACAACCAAGCGUCCCGGGUCGCCGUGGUGAACCAGAUCGCCCGGCAGCUGAAGCACAACGGACACCCGAGCGAGACGGACAUCAAGAAGCAGCAGGACCAACUCAACAACAGGUAGGAACGAC
This is a messenger RNA of Notothenia coriiceps (black rockcod), 1636 nucleotides long. Its product is annotated as spectrin beta chain, non-erythrocytic 1-like. Gene Ontology annotation, molecular function: protein binding. The annotation marks the transcript as partial. The transcript has 5 exons. Lineage: Eukaryota; Metazoa; Chordata; Actinopteri; Perciformes; Nototheniidae. The record is from RefSeq and is a predicted model, not a curated record.